Messenger RNA from Tuber melanosporum (Perigord truffle), 1708 nucleotides. RefSeq lists its product as uncharacterized. NCBI's taxonomy places the organism in Eukaryota, Fungi, Ascomycota, Pezizomycetes, Pezizales, Tuberaceae. The record is from RefSeq and is a predicted model, not a curated record. Bases 1 to 894 code for a protein of 297 amino acids. The transcript has 3 exons.
AUGGACUCUCAUCCGCCAUCACCCCAACCGUCAUCACCACGGUCAGAUACAAGCUCCCAUCAAUAUUCAGAAGUGCCUACCGAGCCUUUGCCGCCGUCUGAGUUGCGAGUGUUCAACGAGCAUAUGACUCGACGAAAGCAUUUUUUAUCCGACUUUGAGAGAUACAAUCCUGUUCAAAACAUGCACGCACUGGCCAAUCAUGUAUUUGAUCUUUCAGAAAACGUUCAUCGUGUGGGAGAUGAAGUCGCUGUGUCGCGUCGCAUGCUCGACAUGGUUGCAAGUCACCAACGUGAUGGAAAUCACAACCUCCGGAUUAUUGGUGAGGACGUCAUCGGAUUGGAAAAGAGAUUUGGAAUUUUAGAGAAGGAGAUUGGACAACUGAAGGGAAGAGAGGUGGUGGGUUGCGGGUUUAGCAUUGGGACGGCGUUUUUGGCUUGGUUUUUCGGUUGCAUAUAUACCACGGCUACUUUAUUGAGUUCCCUCCUCGUCGGAUAUGUCUUGAGAGGAUACAUCAAUGGUUUUGGAGAGGAAUUCCUACUUUCACAUAAUAUCACCAUCGAAAGUCGUAUAUAUGUCUAUUUGCUGAUAUAUCUUUCUCUGGCUUUUGCAUGGUUACGGUGUUGUGUGCAGGGGAUAUCAUCACCAUGUACUUUUGGAGUAUCUGAUUUUUCUGUUGAUUGCUUUUUCGCUUUUCUCUCGUUUGUUGACUUCUUUCUGUCUCGGGGAACGUGUUUUCCACGAUCCCUUUACAUUCAUUUGCCCGUGACCCGGGAUCGUUGUUGGAAGUGGUUUUGGCGAGAAAGUGGCGGUGGUUCUUGCUUUACCCAUUUUUCUCCAUUUUUGUUUUUGUUUUCACCGGGCUGGACUGCUGCUCCGCUAGGUUGUCUUGUAUGAGUAUUAGGCAGGUGUCAGGUAUUACUUACCGCGUUUAGUUUACUUAAAGUUGUGAUUUGACUUUUGUGUUUGUCUGGGGGCGUGACACAGCAGCAUAGCGAACGAAGUUGUGGUAUGAGGAGAUGAGUAUGGUUUGAUAUAAGUGAACCCGAUCCUAGCGUUUGUUUUUUGUUUUAAGGAUUCAGGAGAUGUCGAGUAGCCCGCAACAUAUGCUAACCCAUUGACAAACUUUGCUUUAAACCCUUGAGUUGCGAAGCACCUUGAGGAGUAGCCGUGAUUGUAGAAUUAUUUGCUGUGAAGUGGAGUGGCGGGGUGGUUGGUGGUAUGGUUGUGAAACGAGUGAUGUGAUAAGUGCGCAAGUCUUCCCCACUCCUCCCUUCCCCUCCCUAUUCGGCGCCCUAAGGAGGAACUGGAAGAAUCAUCUGCUAAAUAGUCUAUCUCUGCCCCUCGCGGGGGCUCCAUUUACUACUGUACGAGGGGAGAGCUGGUGAGCCCAAUAUCAAAAACUUAGCUCUAGUUGAACAAUUUCCUGGACCUGUGGGGAAAUUCAGGAGUGUUGAUAGGGGACCUGGGGUCGGCUAGCAACCGCAGACCCAGGGUCUGGUCGGGGGCGCAGGGUACGGUUAGGGGGAGGGGUUAAGUUCGCCCUGCAUGGUCGAUCUCCCGCGUUAUGAUACCCCCAGAUUUAUGGUGUGGUAGUCCAGCUGAGGCAACAUAGAUCUUGGUAACGCCCCCCCCCAUCCACCCUCUACCCCCAAACUCCAUUGGUUAAACCCAGGUCACCAUCAACUCACCCUUCUCCCUUUCCACACCC